Messenger RNA from Fusarium pseudograminearum CS3096, 933 nucleotides. RefSeq lists its product as uncharacterized. Lineage: Eukaryota; Fungi; Ascomycota; Sordariomycetes; Hypocreales; Nectriaceae. The transcript has 4 exons. The record is from RefSeq and is a predicted model, not a curated record. The coding region runs from base 1 to 933 and encodes 310 amino acids. Gene Ontology annotation, molecular function: oxidoreductase activity.
AUGGUAUCUAAAAAGCCUGUUGCUCUUAUUGUUGGUGCAUCUAGGGGUAUCGGUCGUCAAGUUGCCGUUGACCUCGCCUCUAAUGGCUACGCCGUCGUCGUCGCUGCAAAAACUAUCAGUGACACUUCAGAUCUCCCCUCGCCUUUCCCACCAAAUCCUAAUUCAUCAGCCUCGACAAUCACAACCGUCGCCCAUGAAAUCAGUUUAGCAGGAGGUGACGCUACUGCUAUUCAAGUAGACGUUCGCUACCCCGAGAGUGUCGACUCCCUGAUAGCACAAACCAUCUCUACCUAUGGCCGUCUAGAUGUCCUCAUUUACAACUCAGGUGCCAUAUUCUGGGCUCCCGUCUCAUCAACACCCCUUAAACGAUUCCAACUCAUGCAGCGCGUUAAUCCCGAAGGGCUAUACGCAACCAUCCAAGCUGCUCUGCCUCAUCUUCCCUCCACAGGCCGCAUCGUAGUCGUCAGCCCACCCAUCUAUAGUCGUUUCUUCCGUGGUAAAACAGCUUAUGCGAUGGGCAAGGUUGGCAUGAGUGUGCUUACAAAGGGUCUCGCCAUGGACUUUGAGCGCGAAGGGAAGAAUGACAUGGCCAUCACUUCUAUAUGGCCAUCUGUGGCUAUUGAAUCUGCUGCUACAGAGCAAUUCACACGCAAGAACCCAGAAGAAGCCAACGACCUACGAAAAGCAACCAUCUUCUCCGACGCCAUUCUCGCUAUCCUCCAAGCUUCGCCUCCUGUGGUCAACGGCGAACUGCUACUAGACGAAGACUUCCUGCGUGAACAUGCAGGUGUAACAGACUUCUCAAAAUACAACGUCGUGCCAGGCACUGCACCACGAAGGAUCAUGCCCGCGUCUCUUCCGGAAUUGACAGUAGCAGAGCAAGCAGACGAGGGCAAAAGGUACGACAGCACAAAAGCCAAACCCAAGUUGUAA